AUGCAAGCAUUCGGGUGCCAGACGUACAUACUGACACCAAAGGAGAAUCGGCUUAAGUGGGAUCCAAAGGCUCGCACUGGCAUAUUCGUGGGAUGCGAAGAAGUGUCGAAGGCGUAUCGAGUUUAUGACAUUGAGGCGGGACAGGUGGUUAUCUGUCGCGAUGUCAACUUCGACGAGUCCACCUUUGGACUUCCGCCGCCGAUCACUGAUGAAGAUGCCGAUGACCUGGACUUUGAAUUGCUUGACCUCAAUGAUGAAGAGCCGCGUCAGGUGGAGUACAAGCAAACAGGCAAGCGCAAAAACCGCCUCAGUGAUGAAGAUACAGCAGCUCCACGGCCACGUGCAGUGCGUCAACGACCUGGACUAGAAGAGUCAAGCGUAUUGUGGGUUGACGGUUGA
Peronospora matthiolae is the source of this 399-nucleotide messenger RNA. The record is from the annotation of a GenBank genome assembly. Lineage: Eukaryota; Oomycota; Peronosporomycetes; Peronosporales; Peronosporaceae.